GAGCGCUUGGAUAUUGCUGUGCAGCGUCGGGCCAUCGUCGGAAACAAUGACACCUGGGAGCACGCGGGGGACUACGGAAGGGGUCAAACCCACAGAAACACCCAGCUCAGCAGCAGUAAUUUAUACCAGACGUGAUGAAGAGGAGGAAGAGGAAGAGUCUGUGGCUGGUGGUGGGAAUGCUCUGCCUUGCCCUGCUUAUUGUUGCUGUGGGGAUCUACAGCACAACCCGCACAGGGAGCCUGAGUGUCACUGGAUACGCCUCCGGAAUCAUCUUGGCGUUUGGCUCAUUCCUGGGUGUUCUGGGACUCUGUCUUGAAGAAAACCGCAAGCAGUUGCUGGUUGCUGCCAUUGUCUUCCUCAGCUUUGGUAUAGUGACCUCUUUCUUCUGUAUGGUGGUGGAUGGAGUUUUCAUCCUAUUCAGCAUUGAUACGAGACCCCUCAGAGCUGGGCGGUGCCAGUUCUACACCAGUGGAAAAGGCUAUAUCUAUGAGAACUACUAUGCCUCAGUGCCUUGUCAGGGCCUGGAGGAGUCAUGUAACAUGAAGGUGAGGAGUGGGACCUGCUACUGCUGUGACCUGUAUAACUGCGCCAAUGGAGGAUACCUAAACAACCACUAUGAGUUUGUCGGGGUGGGGAGCUGCCAGGAGGUGCUGUCCCUGUACAUACUGAUCUGGGUCCUCACAUUGCUCAACCUGCUCGCCUUCAUCCUGGGCAUCCUCACCACGGCUGUGCUGGGCGGCAUCAAAGACAUGAAGGGCCAUACGGUCAGCCCAGGCGGGGGCAGCCCGCACGCCGUCCUGCGCCCCAGAGACAGCAUCGUCCUCUCCCCCACUGCCCCGCUGCUGCCAGACCCUGCCGGACACGCGCUCUACCCGAGUACUUCACUGUAUUUCACACCUACAGCGGGGACAGAAUCCUCCCAGAGUGGACUGUCAGACACCCCCCGGUUGGACCCCCACCCCCCUCCUUUUGCUCCGCUCUAUAGCCUGCUGCCCUAUAAGACUCAGGGCUGAGACCCUGCUGCCCUAUAAGACACAGGGCUGAGACCCUGCUGCCCUAUAAGACACAGUGCUGAGACACAGGUGCCCUAUAAGACACGGGGCAGAGACACCUUCCACUCACUCUGUGAAACUUCGGCCCCAAUCUAAGAACACACACAUUGCUUACAUUUGAGACCUCAACAGUGUUAAAAUAAAACUUGUCCAACCCAUUAAUGACCUUAACAAUAAUAAUCUGAUCUUCUCAACUGACUAUCAUUUUUGCUCUCUCCAGAGCACAGAGCCAGUACCAAACCAUCAGUACCUACUCGCAGUUUGUCAGCCGCUUAGACUUCUGUUCUGUUCACCCUGGGCUACAUUCUUUCUGUAGGAAAUGUGGGAAGAGGCAGCUUCAUAAGCCCCAUAACUGCUGGAGCUACCACGGGCCCUCAUUAACCAAUCCCAAUACUUUUCUCUCCAUCGGAAAAAGGUUAAAGUCAAUGUGCUACGUAACCAUAUGACACAUGUAUCCAUCCACUUUCUGGCAUUACCACCUCCGGAUCACAAAUCCAAUCUAAGAACUUGGUUUGGGUGAAAUAAAUCACAGACUUCAUGUAAAUAAACUGUAUGUACAUGCUCUGUAAAUAUGUUUCUUGUAUUGAUAGUUUUGUCAAUAUUAUGUUUUUAUAUGGCUUUUGAACACCUGGCAGUAAGAAUACUUCAAUUCUUAAAAUGUACAAACAUCAUUUAAGCACUGUGUAUGUCUUUUAUUCCACUACUUGUUGCUACUACUCAGUAAAAUAUGAAAUGAUGAAAUGUGAAUGAUUUGAA
Messenger RNA from Conger conger (European conger), 1808 nucleotides. RefSeq names its product transmembrane protein 255B. NCBI's taxonomy places the organism in Eukaryota, Metazoa, Chordata, Actinopteri, Anguilliformes, Congridae. The transcript has 10 exons. The record is from RefSeq and is a predicted model, not a curated record. The coding region runs from base 135 to 1013 and encodes 292 amino acids.